Molecule: messenger RNA, 308 nt
Organism: Amoebophrya sp. A25
Lineage: Eukaryota; Dinophyceae; Syndiniales; Amoebophryaceae
Source: the annotation of a GenBank genome assembly
CCUCGAAAGAACGAACAUCGCUGAGUAGCAGAGGCGCUUGGGUUCCACCGAUGGGAAAAGCACCACCUGGUACAGCAAGUCUGUCAGCUGCAAUCUCAACAAGGUUUGGCUCCAACAGUCGUCUCUCUGCCCUGGUGGUUUCGGACAGUACGGAUGAGGCGAAUGGGAACUACAAUGGGGUGGACGAGGAUGGUAGUUCUGUUGAGCCAAGGACCACUAGCACAACAACGCAAAAGAUACAGACGACAACAGAACUACUACAACAGGAUGAAGAUCGCGCACUAGGUACGACUUCGCCUGUGGAUGAU